CCCAAUCCGGAUCGAACGGGACUGGCCGACUGAUGAAGAAUGGCUUCACAAAAGUUAUGAAGGCUUGAGAGAGUCAGACAGAGAGAGAGUCAGACAGAAAGCUAAAGAUAAUUUCUCCCUUCAUUUUUUUGCCUUUUGCCCCGUGAUCGCAUCGGGCUGGUGGCUCACGGCUGUCCUCGUAGGGUUCGCUGCCAUUGUUCUCGCCGUGGAUGCGCUCGUGGCGUGAGAAGGACUGCGAGCAGACCAGCAUCGGAUUCGGGAGAACCUCUCCGCACCCACUGCUACUAUCUACUCCUUGUCCUGCGCCGACAUCCUGCACUGCUCCGACAUGUCCGAUUGAUAAUACUAUUGACCACACUUUCUGACUCGAUGGCGCUUUUUGGCAGAAAAAAUCACAGAACUCCAGGUGAUCGGUCGUCGUUUCCACAGCACACUGGACCCGGUCAUUUUGCAGCCACACAACCUCCGAAUGGAUGCUGUCCGAAAUCUAAAAUAACCCCUUUGAGUUCCGUCGACGCUGGAAGACGCCUCUUGGCGGCGACAGUGGUAAGAGUGGCAGGAUCACCGCUCCCUGAUGGCCACUACAGCUCGUGCCCGCCGCUUCCAUUCUCGUUUAACCACGGCUGCACAGCGAUCGUCUCUCCCACAUACUCACAUGCAUCAUCAGACGCCAUCCUUCAACGUAGAUGGGCCGUUGGAACCGGGAGAGUUGGAGAUCUCCCAUAUCUUGCAAGUAUGUCCCUGCGGGGUGAGGCGGGGUCGCCCAAUGUCUACGGGGUGAUCCUAAUACUCAUGCGACCUCGCUGCGUCUGUUUCGCAGUCUAUCUCUUCAUGGACGUCAUGUCUCUGCUCCUUGUAAUAUGUGCUAGGUUGAACCGUUGAAGGGAAAGCUGAUCAAUCAAGCCUCCUCGCUUGAUUCGGUCAUUAAGAGUGCACUACGUAUCAGGAUCGAGGCCUAGUGUGGUAAGAUCAGGUCUUCUGGUCCCGGAAAGGAAGUUCUAUGAUCUGGAAGACUACC
Messenger RNA from Paecilomyces variotii, 1018 nucleotides. RefSeq lists its product as hypothetical. NCBI's taxonomy places the organism in Eukaryota, Fungi, Ascomycota, Eurotiomycetes, Eurotiales, Thermoascaceae. The record is from RefSeq and is a predicted model, not a curated record. The transcript has a single exon. The coding region runs from base 370 to 882 and encodes 170 amino acids.